GUACAUUUUGCGUGUGUGGUGAAAAUUGAAGUACCUGCAGUAAGCACGCGAAUUAUAUUUUAUUUGUGUAUCGUAGCAUUCUCAUUCUCACAUCAGAUCUGAGUGCAUAGGCGGCGGUAAUUUGGUUCCUCCUUAUUCAGCAAUCUGUUUGAUAGAGAGAGCUUGUUGAUGUUUGAACGUUGUUGGCGAUGAGGUGUUGGGUAGCAGUAGCAGUUGCAGUAACAGCGUUGAUUAUUACAGGAGGAGGUAGAGGUUGUGCGCCUCAUCGGAUUCUUGUGGAUACAGAUGUUGACACUGACGAUUUCUUUGCUCUUCUCUACCUCUUGAAGCUCAACACUUCACAAUUUCAAUUGGAGGGCAUCAGCAUCAGUGCAAAUGCUUGGACGAGUGCUGGUCAUGCUGUUAAUCAAAUAUAUGAUCUACUUUACAUGAUGGGUCGAGAUGACGUUGCCGUUGGAGUUGGAGGCGAGGGUGGAAUACUACAAAAUGGUACUAUACUCCCUAACGUCGGUGGAUAUCUUCCAAUAAUAGAACAGGGAAUGACAACAGUAGGUGGUUGCAGAUACAGGCGGGCCAUUCCUGUUGGUCUUGGAGGGCGCUUAGACAUCGAUGCCAAUUAUGGCAUCAGGAAAGCUUUCCUACCACAGGGAACUAGGAAAUACACUCCACUACAGCAGCCAACUGCACAGGAAGUGUUGAUUGAAAAAAUAUCUGCAGGUCCAAUAACUCUGCUUGUGAUUGGAGCGCAUACAAACAUUGCAAUUUUCCUAAUGAAUAAUCCACACCUAAAGAAAAAUGUGGAACAUAUUUAUAUAAUGGGCGGCGGUGUAAGAUCAAGCAACCCAACAGGUUGUUGCCCCAAAAAUGCUUCAUCUACCUGCGUGCCAAGGCAGUGUGGUGACCGUGGCAAUAUGUUCACAGAUUAUAAUACUAACCCUUAUGCAGAAUUUAAUAUAUUUGGAGACCCUUUUGCAGCAUACCAGGUGAUCCAUUCUGGAAUUCCUAUCACCCUUGUUCCUCUUGAUGCAACAAACACAAUCCCCAUCAACGAACAAUUCUUUGAUGCAUUUGAAAAGAGUCAAGACACAUAUGAGGCACAGUACAUUUUCAAAUCCUUGAAAAUGGCCCGUGAUACUUGGUUUGACAACGAAUUCUAUUCGAGUUAUUUUAUGUGGGACUCUUUCGCAGCUGGUAUAGCCGUCUCAAUCAUGAGUAAGCCCAACAACCAAAAAGGUGAAAAUGAAUUUGCAGAAAUGGAAUAUAUGAACAUAACUGUAAUCACUUCAAACAAACCAUAUGGGGUAUCUGAUGGCUCCAACCCUUUCUUUGAUGGCCGAAGAGUUCCUAAAUUCAAUCUAGAAAAAGGUGGGGUGCAUAGUGGCCAUGUUCAACAAGGACUUAGAGAUCCACUUUGCUUUGUGAAUAAUGGGAAAGGGAAAUGUCAGGAUGGUUACACAGCAGAGGUGAGUGGUCCAGACUCAGUGAGGGUACUUGUUGCCACAAAAGCAAAGCCUAACAAGGAUGUUGGGAGCUCACUUGACAGAGAAUAUUUCAUAAGCUUCUUGAAUGUUCUGAAGCAUCCACAAAAUACUGGGAGGUUCAACUUCACCACACAGUUUCCUUACUACAAAGAAGUAACUUACAAGCCAGAUUUUGAAAAUAAAACACCGGGGAAACCUGUUGUGUUUGAUAUGGACAUGAGUGCAGGCGAUUUUCUGGCUCUAUUUUACCUCCUAAAAGUGCCUGUUCAAGUAAUCGACCUUAAGGCAAUCAUUGUGAGCCCUACUGGAUGGACUAAUUCAGCAACAAUAGAUGUCAUCUAUGACUUACUACACAUGAUGGGUCGUGACGAUAUCCCAGUUGGUCUAGGAGAUGUUUUUGCAAUGAACCAGUCAGAUCCAAUAUUCCCACCUGUUGGAGAAUGCAAGUAUGUAAAAGCCAUUCCCCAUGGAAGUGGGGGGUUACUGGACUCUGACACUCUUUAUGGUCUUGCUCGUGAUCUACCGCGCAGUCCAAGAAGGUAUACAGCAGAGAACUCUGUGAAGUUUGGGGCUCCUCGGGAUACAGAUCACCCUGAGCUCAGACAACCAUUAGCCAUGGAAGUUUGGAACUCUGUAUUGCAAAGAACUAAACCAAGGUCUAAGAUUACAGUAUUGACUAAUGGACCCUUGACUAAUCUGGCAAAGGUUGUAUCGGUGAAAAACAUACGCUCAAGAAUUCAGGAGGUAUAUGUAGUGGGGGGACACAUAAGCAGCAAUGUCAAUGACAAAGGAGAUAUCUUUUCAGUUCCUUCGAACCAAUAUGCAGAAUUCAAUAUGUUCCUGGAUCCUUUAGCAGCCAAGAUAGUGUUUGAAUCAGAAGUUAACAUCACACUCAUCCCACUCAACACACAGCGCAGAGUAAGAUCAUUUUCAACCAUUAUAGGCGAGUUGCGUAGAACACCAAGAACACCCGAGGCUGUAUUUUCUGAGCGUCUGCUGUCAAGGCUAUACCGUUUAAAGCAAACCCAUAACAGAUAUCAGCAUAUGGACACAUUCUUGGGGGAAAUUCUAGGCGCAGUUGUCUUGGCUGAGAGCCAUUCAGGUCUUAAUCCAAAAUUUGAGGCGAAGGCAGUUAAAGUUUUGGCUGAUGGCAAUGAAUCAAGUGAUGGAAAAACUGUGGUAGAUGAGAAAGGUGGAAAACUAAUGAGAAUUUUAAGCAGUGUGGAUGCAAAGGCUUAUCAUAGUUUGUAUGCAAAAAAGCUUGGCGAUGAGAACCAAUCAGCUAAGAUAGGCAGCUUUGAGGAACAGCGGAGAAAAUGGAGUCAUCCUCACAUUAUAAAUUAGAGAUCACUUCACUUAGAAUGUGAUUCAUGAAUCAUUACUCAAUUUAUGAUCCCUUUCAUCAUCCCGACACUUUAUUAGAGCAAGGUUUUCACGUAUUCUGGUUGAUUCUACUUUUUACAUCAAUAGCCAUUAUUUAUGGUUUCCACGACUAUUUUGUUUUGUUAGUAUUAAUACUAUAAAUUAUCAUCUAAAAUGAAAUAUCCGACGGAGUAAUUUCAUUGUAUUGAAGAAACAUUGUUUAUUGAAACUUAAAAUAUUUUCUCAAA
Glycine soja is the source of this 3091-nucleotide messenger RNA. RefSeq lists its product as uncharacterized. Bases 189 to 2825 code for a protein of 878 amino acids. Gene Ontology annotation, molecular function: hydrolase activity, hydrolyzing N-glycosyl compounds. NCBI's taxonomy places the organism in Eukaryota, Viridiplantae, Streptophyta, Magnoliopsida, Fabales, Fabaceae. The transcript is spliced from 13 exons. The record is from RefSeq and is a predicted model, not a curated record.